Trichoderma atroviride IMI 206040 is the source of this 2022-nucleotide messenger RNA. RefSeq lists its product as uncharacterized. Gene Ontology annotation, molecular function: lipid binding. Lineage: Eukaryota; Fungi; Ascomycota; Sordariomycetes; Hypocreales; Hypocreaceae. Gene Ontology annotation, cellular component: plasma membrane; eisosome filament. Gene Ontology annotation, biological process: eisosome assembly; endocytosis. The record is from RefSeq and is a predicted model, not a curated record.
CUUUUUCUUCCCCUCGUCCCAUUGCUGCAGACUCCGCUGCUGUCCCUUUCCUGUGUGCUCAAUCCCUAUCGCACCACUAUCGCUCUUUUCUCCAGCUAUAGAGGCUUCAUUAAUCGCAAUCGCAACUGCAACCUCUGUUAGCGCUCAGCCACACCGCCAUAAUGCACCGAACAUACUCUAUGCGCCAGUCCCGCGCGCCCACGGCCUCGCAGCUUCAGAGUCCGCCGCCACCCCCAUCGUCCACCAAGUCUGGCCGUUUCUUUGGCAAGGGAAGCCUAGGCCAUGCUCUCCGCGGCCGAGCCGGUGGCGCCUUUGGGCCAGAUCUGGCCAAGAAGUUAUCCCAGCUCGUGAAGAUGGAGAAGAACGUCAUGCGAAGCCUGGAGCUCGUCGCCAGGGAGCGCAUGGAAGUAGCCCAACAAUUGUCCCUUUGGGGUGAGGCUACCGACGAGGAUGUCUCUGACGUCACUGACAAGAUGGGCGUUCUGCUCUACGAAAUCGGCGAACUGGAAGAUCAAUACGUCGACCGAUACGACCAAUAUCGCAUUACCAUGAAGAGCAUUCGUAACAUUGAAGCAUCUGUCCAGCCUAGCCGAGACCGCAAACAAAAAAUCACCGACCAGAUCGCCCAGCUAAAGUACAAGGAACCAAACUCUCCCAAGAUUGUGGUACUAGAACAGGAGCUAGUCCGCGCCGAGGCCGAAUCGCUCGUGGCAGAGGCCCAGCUCUCCAAUAUCACUCGCGAAAAGGUCAAGGCUGCUUAUUCUUACCAGUUCGAUGCCCUCCGUGAACACUGCGAGAAGGUUGCCAUUAUCGCCGGCUACGGCAAACAUCUCCUCGAGCUGAUUGACGACACUCCCGUGACCCCUGGCGAAACCCGAGCCGCGUAUGACGGCUAUGAAGCUAGCAAGGCCAUCAUCCAGGACUGCGAAGAUUCCCUCACCAACUGGGUCACCGCCAACGCCGCCGUGAGCUCUAAGCUCUCUACCCGAUCGCGAACUCUAUCCCAGCGACGCCGUAAUACUAUCCAAGCCAGGGAAGAGGGCCACGACUUAUCUCACCAGGAUGUACCGCUGCACGACAACCAAUCAUGGGAAGCGCGAGGUGAAGAAGCUGAGAGUGAAGCAGAAGAGGAGGAGGAGGAGUUGGAGGAGCCUCACCACUCUGUUUUAGGCAGCGACGUUGGUAUGAAUGGUGAGACACGAGGCCGAUCCCAAGAAGUUCUCGCGGCUUAAGACGCCCGGCAACAUAUUAUACGACAAAGAGAAGAAAAACUAAAGAAAAACAAAAGUUAGGGGCAGGUGAAUAAGAUCCUCGGGCUUGGAGAGCAGGGGCUAAUACCAAUAAUGUCGUCGAUUUGAAUACCGCUCACCUGGCGGAGGAGUUUUGGACAAGGCUGGGUUGACUGCUUGGCUGGGUAAAUUUGCUUUGAUUCUCCAUAGGAUAGCUCUUUGGCGUGUGGCUAUUCACUAAUACCUUGCUGUGAGUUACAAAAUGUUUAUCUGGAUGAGAAUAACUCCUUAAAUAUACACGUCUCUGUACCCAGCUCUGGGUGAUCCUUGCAUCCUCCUCUAAAGUAGAUGUCAACCGUUCAAACGCCGUCCCAUAAUUGCAGUGAAAAUUAAAAGCGCCGUCCCAUAGCCUCUGUAAAACGUAUUGAUACAACAUUCCGUUUGUAAAUAAUGCCAAUUAGGAUUUCAUUUGGCUCAAAAAUUGCUCCACUUCCAUCUUCACAAUGUACUGCCCGGGAACGACGAUCAGGCCGAGGUAUCGAGACGUCAUGUCCAAGGACACCGAGUCGCCAGAAGUGUUUGCCGCAGCGGCGCUGGCUUCUUCUUUCGAAGGUUGUCGGUAUUCGUGUGUAUUACCCAAAACGAGGUUCAUAUCCGGGUCUGUGCAUUUGAAGGUGCCCCGGAACAUGCGGCCGUCGGUGGUGUGAAUGCGCAGGUUCUGAUUUAGGAGGGAUGAAAUAUAAUCGUGAGCCUCAUCUUUGUCCAUUGCGAGGACUGGCCUUGGCCUGGAGUA